This is a messenger RNA of Mucor velutinosus, 1260 nucleotides long. RefSeq lists its product as uncharacterized. The transcript is spliced from 7 exons. Gene Ontology annotation, molecular function: monoacylglycerol lipase activity; acetylesterase activity. Gene Ontology annotation, biological process: medium-chain fatty acid biosynthetic process; medium-chain fatty acid catabolic process. The coding region runs from base 1 to 1260 and encodes 419 amino acids. Lineage: Eukaryota; Fungi; Mucoromycota; Mucoromycetes; Mucorales; Mucoraceae. The record is from RefSeq and is a predicted model, not a curated record.
AUGACAAGCAAAUUUUUUUCAACUGUUCGUUCCAUCAUGUCCAAAGUCAAGCUAUUUCACAGCCCAAAUCCCGUUCAAAUCCAACUGAAAAAUGCAGGCAAUCGUUCUGUCUCCUUGACAGAAUAUAUUGCUGAAUUCUGUCCUUCGUUGGUUGGACCCAAAGCUGUCUAUAAUCCUACAUCUUAUCUAUUCAACGGUCAUUUACAAACUGGAUAUGCUGCCUACUACACUCAUUCACCCACUGUGAAUGCAGUUCAUUACGAAAGAGAAUUUGUAGAUACGCCUGAUGGUGGAUGUGUUGCGCUCGAUUGGGCACCUACUAAAGAAGGUCUGGAGAACGAUGCCACACCUACAUUGGUUGUGCUUCAUGGAUUGACAGGCGGUAGCCAUGAAUCUUACAUUCGCUGUCUGUUGGAAGUGAUUACUUAUCCACCUUUUAAUUACCGUGCUGUGGUCAUGAACUGCCGUGGAUGCGCUAAUUCAGAGAUCAAGACACCUCAAAUGUACAGUGGAGGCUACACGGAUGAUCUGAGAGUGGUUCUUGCCCAUAUUCAAAAGAGACUCCCACCAAACACACCUUUGGUAGGUAUUGGCUUCUCGUUGGGUUCAAAUAUCUUGGUCAAGUAUCUUGGCGAGGAAGGGGAAAAGACACCACUCAAGGCAGGUGUCUCGGUUGCCAAUCCCUUUGACUUUAGAAUGUCCAUGGAUAAAUUGAACGAAUCCUAUGUGGGAAGAAAGAUCUAUUCAGCUACAAUGGCUAAUAAUCUGAAGAAUGCAUUUGGAAGACAUUUGGAUAUUCUAGCAAAGGGUGGCAAAAUCAAUCCUGAAGAGGUGAUGGCAGCCAAGACGAUGCGAGAAUUUGACGAUGCUUGCACCCGCAAGAUGUUUGAUUACACCACAGUCAACAACUACUACAGAGAUGCCAGCUCAUGCCGAUUCAUUGAACAUGUCAAAGUGCCAUUAUUGUGUUUGAAUGCGUUGGAUGAUCCCAUUGCAGCUGCUGAGUGCAUCCCUUAUGACGAGAUCAAGACCAAUCCCAAUGUUGUUCUUGCCACCACAGAUUACGGUGGGCAUCUUGGCUGGUUUGAGCACAUCAAAUAUCCCACACGAUGGAUGGUCAAGCCACUUACCGAGUUUAUUGUCGCCAUGUUCCAGGCUCAUGAUAUCAGAACAGUGCAAGGCAAGCAGCUCAAUGCAGAGGCCAUUGAUGACAAGAUUGAUGAUAUUCAAAAGCAAGCUUCAUCACCUCAGAUUGCCUAG